Messenger RNA from Pipistrellus kuhlii (Kuhl's pipistrelle), 1280 nucleotides. It is a transcript of the gene SPCS1, whose product is annotated as signal peptidase complex subunit 1. Bases 1 to 927 code for a protein of 308 amino acids. Gene Ontology annotation, biological process: protein targeting to ER. The record is from RefSeq and is a predicted model, not a curated record. Gene Ontology annotation, cellular component: endoplasmic reticulum membrane; signal peptidase complex. NCBI's taxonomy places the organism in Eukaryota, Metazoa, Chordata, Mammalia, Chiroptera, Vespertilionidae. The transcript is spliced from 5 exons.
AUGAGGGGCGGCGGCCACGCACCAACCUGCCCCGGGAGCGCCGAGAAUCCCACAAUCAGUGACCCUUCCCUUCCGUGCAGCAUCGCACAGAGGCCGGAGGGCCCGCUGGGCGCACAGGCCCGGCCUCUGCAGAACGGUUUCUCUCUGAAAGCGCCGCCGGGCAGCCCCGGCGCCGGGGUCCUCGCCACAGAAAGCCCGUUGCCAUGGCGCCGGAGCGCGCGCCGGCGGCCGUUGAGCCUCAGAGGCGCAGCCCAAGACAGUGUGGGGAGCCGAGGCCGCGGUUCCCAGCGCCCAACGGCACCGACGGCGAACCGUUCCCCGGCGCGCAAUGGCUCGUCGAGGCCGCCGCGGUCACCCCCUCAGCGGGCAGGGCGGCGGGGUCCCGGAAGCGCCUGGCGCCUAGCGAUGGAGCGGGGCGGGGCCUCGGGUCGGUCGGAGACAUCCGCUUCCGGGCCUGCGGCCAUUGCUCUUCCCGGAUCGACAGGCUCGCCUUGCCGUGCCCGGGACCACUCCCCAAGUUGUUCGGCACCUGAGGCGCGGCCGCCCUCGCCCCGCCGCCGGACGCCCUCGCCCCGCCGCCGGACGCCCUCGCCCCGCUGCCGGACGCCUCAGCCAGCCAUGCUGGAGCACCUGAGCUCGCUGCCCAUGCAGAUGGAUUACAAGGGCCAGAAGCUAGCUGAACAGAUGUUUCAGGGAAUUAUUCUUUUUUCAGCAAUAGUUGGAUUUAUCUACGGGUACGUGACUGAACAGUUCGGAUGGACUGUCUAUAUAGUUAUGGCUGGAUUUGUGUUUUCGUGUUUGCUGACACUUCCUCCAUGGCCCAUUUAUCGCCGGCACCCCCUCAAGUGGUUACCAGUUCAAGAUUCAGGCACAGAAGACAAGAAACCAGGGGAAAGGAAAGUUAAAAGGCAUGCUAAAAAUAAUUGAUUGGGAGUUUACAUGAUUCAGCUUUAUUAUUGUACCUGCUUUUGUAUCCUGUGAGAUGAGCUAAAUUUUCACACCCAAACAAGAGCUAAAAACCACCUAUGCUACGGUACAACUGUUAUAUUUUUCUCUCUAUAUUUCACUUCUCAGUUGGGCUUUGACUAGUACAUAUUUUAGACCUCUUCGUAAUCUUUCUCUGAAAUGGAGAACAGAAAAUACAAGUAUGCAAACUUUCUUUCAGGUCUACAAAAGUAAUACUUGCUUCAUAAAUGGUAGUACAACUUAAUUAUCAGAGUUUUAUAAAUCAUUAUUAAGCUGUUUGAAUAUUUUCAAUUAAAACUCACAGUGCAAGUCUA